Messenger RNA from Mycena citricolor, 2262 nucleotides. Lineage: Eukaryota; Fungi; Basidiomycota; Agaricomycetes; Agaricales; Mycenaceae. The record is from the annotation of a GenBank genome assembly.
CUCACAUCAGAAACGAGGUCAUGUGCACAAAUAGGUCUGCUCCACAACCGCCAAGUCUGGCUGACCGGGGAUGCGCCAAGCUGGAAGAAUGCUGCGUUCUGCUGCUAGGGACCCACGGCCCGAGCACCUAGAGUGACAGAACGGAUCAAAAAUUGCCAUGAAGGUCCUUGCAUCCAGGCCGUGAGACAUCAGGCUGAGCCGAUUCCCGCCGAGCCAAUAUAUGCGGCAUGCUUCAGCUUCAGUUCAAAAAAAAUGACGUAGCUGCUAGCCCGGCACAUGAGAGUUUCCUUGCCGCCGCCCUGAACAAAUUCAAUUCAUUUCGUCAUUUUCUGAUAUAUCCCUCAUUGUAGGGCUGGGCCCAGGCCACGGCUCGGCGGACCGCCGUUUAUCGCGCCACCAAGUUCAUGUGAUCCUCUCGCGUUGCGUAAUGUUUUGAUAUGCGAACGCGCUUCUUUAAAGCCGAUAUAACGACGACGAACGGAGCUUGACGGGCAGACACGAACUCACGAAAAUGCCGCUUGCGCCGAAAGUAUAUACCUGGCUGUGCGGGCUGUUCGCGUCACUGGGGAGUAUCAUCUUUGGCUAUGACUUGGGUGUCAUCGCCGGUGUGACACCAGCCUCCGACUUCAUAGCCCACAUGGGGCCCCUAUGGCUGACCAACAGCAACAUCCAAGGCCUCGUCGUGUCCAUCCUCGUCCUCGGCUGUCUCCUCGGGAUGGUCCCCGUCGCCUGGGUCGCCGACAAAUUCGGUCGCCGCCACACCAUCCAGCUCGGCGCGCUGAUCUACAUGCUCGGCGGCGCGCUGCAGACCGGCGCGCGCAACCUCGGGAUGAUGCUCGCGGGGCGGUUCUUCGCGGGUGUCGGGAUCGGCAUCAUGUCGGAUCUGGCGCCGCUGUACCAGGCGGAGAUUGCGCACCCGAGUAUCCGGGGCCGGUUGACCACGCUGCAGCAGGUGAGAACGGUUCGUGCUCUCCGGGUUCCUCCGACUGACGUGCCGAAGUUCAUGCUCGGCAUCGGUGCGUUCACCGCGUCGUGGGUGACCUACGGCUGUUCGGCUGGGUUGAAGGGCCAUGCCGCUGAAUGGCGGCUUCCUUUGGGUCUUCAGAUCAUCCCUGCCAUCCCUCUGUUCAGUUUCAUCCUGCUCCUCCCCGAAUCUCCUCGCUGGCUCGCCGAAAAGGGCCGCAUGGACGAAGCGCGAGCAACGCUCGCACGUCUGCACGCACGCGGCGACCUCGACGAUGCAUUCGUGCUUGCCCAGAUGAAGGACAUCGAGGCCGACAUCCAUCGCAACCGCGAGAUGGGGGAGGCGUCCUGGAGCGAACUGUUCACCAACGGGAGCAAUUUCCGGCGUCUGGCGCUGGGCUAUAUCCUGCAGUUCUCCGUGCAGAUGACGGGUGUCAGCGCGAUCCAGUACUACUCCACGACGAUCUUCAAGACCAUGGGCUUUUCUUCGACACGGAUCCUGCUGUUCCAGUCGAUCAACUCUAUUAUCGCGCUGAUCGGCGAGGCUGCCUGCGUGCUUUGGAUUGACCACGUCGGCCGACGAGGGCCCUUGAUCGUCGGCAACGUCGCAUCGGGCUUGUCUUUCGUAGUCGGGUCGAUUCUCAUGGCCCGAUGGCCCGGUACUGUGAACAACAAUGCCGCUCACUAUAUCUUCAUUCUGACGACCUGGGUAUUCAACUUCUUCUUCAGCGCCUGCAUCGGCCCGCUUUCCUGGGCGUACCCAGCCGAGAUCUACUCGACUCGAACACGCGCCAAGGCCACUGCCAUCACCAGCUCUGCGUCGUGGAUUUCCAACUUUAUGAUCGCCCAGGUGACUUCACCGGCGUUCCAGAGUAUUGGAUGGAAAUAUUAUCUCGUCUUUGCGAUCUGCGGGCACACCAACGCUCUGUUCGUUUGGGCCUUCUACCCAGAAACGACCGGCCGUCGUCUAGAAGAAAUGGACACCCUCUUCGCUGACGCGCCCCUGUUCGUGCCAGGCACGCCAUACGUCAAGCGCGGCGACCGACACGCUGCGGAACGCGAGCUGCGCGACGGGACGUUCCGGCCCGGGGACCUCACCGAGCGCGCCGUGCCGCAGGACUACGAGGCUAAGCCGAGUGUCGAGAAGGUCAGCGACGAGCGGAUCGAUUGAGCUCCCUUGUGUAUGCUUGGUGAUGCCAUUUCUUUCACCGGUCACGAUAUCAUGCUGUAUAUUAGCUGUACUUGUUGUCUCUAGUCUCAUUCUGUCAUGUCAGCCGCACUGAAUCUUGGUGAAGCGAU